Molecule: messenger RNA, 3112 nt
Organism: Brienomyrus brachyistius
Lineage: Eukaryota; Metazoa; Chordata; Actinopteri; Osteoglossiformes; Mormyridae
Gene: syt9b
Product: synaptotagmin IXb
Exons: 7
Coding region: 176-1702 (508 amino acids)
Biological process (GO): regulation of dopamine secretion; regulation of calcium ion-dependent exocytosis; calcium-ion regulated exocytosis
Cellular component (GO): dense core granule; membrane
Molecular function (GO): calcium-dependent phospholipid binding; phosphatidylserine binding; clathrin binding
Source: RefSeq, a predicted model, not a curated record
UGCUUCUGAUCCCCUGGCACGAGCCACGGAGCCGCAGAGCCGGGCUUUGGUAACAGGAGCCGCGCCGUGGAAAGCUGCGCUCCGCCCGCCGCUGGUGCUGAUGCUGUGAUGAGCGGGUGAGGUGGCGGUCGGAGAAAGAGCAAAGCGCCUCCAUGCACAAGGAUGCGGGGGGGAAAUGCCCGGCGACAGGGAGCACGACGUGUGUCGGAAGGCGCUGGAGCUCCUGUCGGAUCUCUGCUCUAAGGGCGAAGUGCAAAGCGACAGCUGCCUGGAUUUCAGUUACUAUCUUCGCGAUCUCGGCCGGCCGCGGUACCCCGACGCAGACGUGUCCGUGAGCCUGCUGUCCCUGGUGGUGACGGCGUGCGGCCUGGCCCUUUUCGGGGUCUCCCUCUUCGUGUCGUGGAAGCUCUGCUGGAUCCCGUGGCGUGAGCGAGGCCUGUUGCCAGGCGCCAAGGACGGCCAGCCAGAGCAGCUGGCCUACGGCGACGCGGACGCUGUCGACAGCGAGUGCUGCAAGGAGGCGACGCCGGUGCCCGAGGCGGCCAUGAAGAUCAGUCACACCUCCCCAGACAUCCCGCUGGAAGCCGAAUCCAAGGGCAAGGAGAACUGCAUCCACAAUGCACGCAUGCAGCGGCAGAUCACAGAGCCCACCUCCUCUGUGCGGCACGACUCCAUCCGGAGGCAGAUGAACCUGUCAAACCCGGACUUCAACCUGGCACAGUUCCAGCGGCAGGAGUCACUGAGCGGUCUGGGUCGACUGAAACCCGAACUCUACAAGCAGCGCUCGGUGGACAGCGAGGAUGGCCGGCGGGGGGCGGGCUGCGGGCGCCUCCACUUCAUUCUCAAGUACGACUGCGACCUGGAGCAGCUCAUCGUCAAGAUCCACAAGGCAGAUGACCUCCCCGCCAAGGACUUCUCAGGCACGUCUGACCCCUACGUGAAGAUCUACCUACUGCCAGACCGCAAGACGAAGCACCAGACUAAGGUGCACCGUAAGACUCUGAACCCAGUGUUCGAUGAGGUCUUCCUGUUCCCCGUGGCCUACACCGAGCUACCCACACGCAAGCUGCACUUCAGCGUCUACGACUUCGAUAGGUUUUCUCGCCAUGACAUCAUCGGCCAGGUGGUGGUGGACAACUUCUUGGACCUGGCUGACUUCCCCAGGGAAACAAAGCUCAGCAUGGACAUCCAAUACGUCAGCUCGGAUAACGUUGACCUGGGGGACCUCAUGUUUUCGCUGUGCUAUCUCCCCACCGCUGGCCGGCUCACCAUCACCAUGAUCAAGGCCAGGAACCUGAAAGCCAUGGAUAUCACAGGGGCAUCAGAUCCAUAUGUAAAGGUCUCUCUAAUGUGUGAUGGCCGCAGACUGAAGAAGAGGAAAACAUCAAUCAAAAGGAACACGCUGAAUCCCAUCUACAACGAAGCCAUAGUGUUCGAUGUCCCUCCGGAAAACAUUGACCAAAUCAGCCUUCUGAUCGCAGUUAUGGACUAUGACCGUGUAGGUCACAACGAGAUCAUCGGUGUGUGCCGGGUGGGUAACGAUGCUGAGAACCUGGGUCGCAACCACUGGAGUGAGAUGCUGACGUACCCCCGCAAGCCCAUCGCACACUGGCACCCCCUGGUGGAGUGGGUAGGGCAGGGCACCUCCGGAGGGGUCCAGGGGGGCUCCUGCCAUUCCCUCAAGCCCCCCCCCUCGCCCUAGCUGAAGUAGGCUGGACGGGAGCUUGGAGAUGGACCACGGCACAGCGAGGAACCCUCCCCACCCCCCCGGCAAGCCGAAGCCACCCGAAACGUUUACAUCUGUGCGAAACAACUUUAAUUGUGUGCCUCGGGGAUGUCCUGGUCCACCCCAGUCCGCCCCGGUCCACCCUAGUCCGCCCUGGUCUGCCCCCGUCCGCCCUGGUUCGUCCUGGUCCACCCCAGUCCACCCUGGUCCGCCCUGGUCUCCCUCGGUCCACCCUGGUCCGUCCUGGUCCACCCCAGUCCGCCCCGGUCCGCCCUGGUUCGCCCCGGUCUGCCCCGGUCCGCCCCGGUCUGCCCCGGUCCGCCCUGGUUCGUCCUGUUCCACCCCAGUUCGUCCCGGUCCGCCCUGGUUCGCCCUGGUCCGCCCUGGUUCGUCCUGUUCCACCCCAGUUCGUCCCGGUCCGCCCUGGUUCGCCCUGGUCCGCCCUGGUCCACCCCAGUCCGACUCGGUCCGCCCUGGUCUGCCCUGGUCCGUCCUGGUCCACCCCGGUCCGCCCCAGUCCGCCCUGGUUCGCCCUGGUCUGCCCCGGUCCGCCCUGGGCCGCCCUGGUCCGCCCUGGUUUGCCCCAAUCCGCCCUGCUCCGCCCCGGUCUGCCCUGGUCUGCCCCGGUCCGCCCUGGUUCGCCCUGGUCCGCCCUGGUCUGCCCUGGUUCGCCCUGGUCCGCCCUGGUCCGCCCUGGUCUGCCCCGGUCCACCCUGGUCCGCCCUGGUCCGCCAUGGUCUGCCCCGGUCCGCUCCGGUUGCAUGUUUGGAACAAUUGUUUUUCUAUUUAGUAACAAGCAACGACUUAGGUCUGAAAGUAACUGUUUUCUACUCGGCCUUUCAGCCUGUCUCGUUUCUCACGUAAGUGUUUUGCGCCGUAGUUGUUAUCAGUGACUCCCCGAUCGAUCGACGUGCAUGGGUCUUCUUUCUGUUGGAUAUUUCUUCAGCUGAUUCUUUAUGUUCGUCUUUUGGAAUAACAUGUGAGAUUCUGUUACUUGAGCUCUGAUGUGUGAGGCGUGCUGUGCAAAUGUAUUUAUAGACCUAGUAUGUAAAAUGUCUUUUCAAAUGUCACUAAUAAAUAUUUAUAUAUAAAGCCUUUCACUUCAAAUUUACACUGGUUUAUUAUGAGAUGUACUGUGGACUGUAAUGCAGUGAUGUUUUCCAUCUGAUAUGGAGGAAUUGCCCAUACAGUAUUAGUUUGCACACAACUCUUGUGUAUCAAACAAACACAGAGUUAGUAUUGUACUUUCUUUAGGUCCAUAAUAAUUAAGCCAUCUCCCGGUAUUUAUGAAUCCCCAAUGCAGUAUUACAAGCAGUACAUGAGAGUUACCGUGAAACUCUCUGUAACUGCAAAUGGAUGCUGUGUUCGAGCCACCGGCAUGUACUG